AUGGCAAAGACACCAGGAAUCCUGUAUGUAACCAUGCAACCCUCGGCCGACCUCCCCGCCGCCGAGUUCCACGACUGGUAUAAUAACGAACACGGACCCAACCGCCUGCGCCUCCCCUUCAUCCACAAUGGCUUCCGCUACCGCGCCCGCGACCUUUCCAAUGCAAACGCCAAGGGCAAGCACGAAUGGAUGGCCAUCUACGACACCGACGACAUGGACGCCUUCAAUUCAGAAUCCUACCUCGCUCUCCGCGGUGCACCCAUCCAGACUCAACGCGAAAGAGACAUCAGACCCAGUGUUGCCAUCGACAGGAGAAGUUUCGACUUGGUCAGCAGCAGAGAGUCUGCAGACUUCAGGAAGCUGGAAAAGAUUGAGAAUUAUGGAGAGGGCAAUGUGAUGGUUACUGUGAGUUUGAGAUUGAAGGCUGGGCGCAAGGGUCAAGAGUUGGAUAAAUGGUAUGAUGAGGAGCAUAUCGAUAUGUUGACCAAAGUGCCUGGUUGGUUGCGCACAAGACGUUACGUCACUGCUGCCAUUGACAAGAAGGAUGAAGUCGAGUACAUGGCUCUGCAUGAGUAUGCACCGAAGAAUGGUUUGGGCGGCAAGGAGUGGCAGGCCACAAACGAUACACCUUGGGCCAAGGACAUCAUGACCAAUGUGGUUGAGCAAAAGGUCAGACGCGAGUACGAGCUCUUCUACACCUUUGGCCCUGCUCCCCGCGACCUCCAAAACUUUGCCCUUGCAGGUUUCAAGAAAUGGGACAGUCCGGCCACGCAAACCAGAACUUUUUCCACCAGCAACGAUGGCGGUGCCGUACAAUCGUACAUCACGACCGACGAUGGAGCAGAACUCGAAUACAGACUCGAGGGCUCUACGGACCCCAAUGCGCCAUUGAUCGUGCUCUGCAACUCGAUCUUGACAUCCUACGGCAUCUGGGACCGCUUUGUGGACUCGUUCCUCGCAAAGAACAAGCAAUACCGUAUCCUGAGAUACAACACCAGAGGCCGCACGAGCAAAGCUGGCGAAAAGCUCGUCACCAUGGACCUCUUGGCUUCCGACAUCAUCGCUCUGCUUGACGCUCUCAAGGUGCCCAAGGCAGCAGCGAUUGCUGGUGUCAGCAUGGGCGGAGCAUCUGUCAUCAACGCCGCCUUGACAUACCCGGACAGAAUCGGCUCGUUCAUGGCAUGCGACACCAAUGACAAGAACCCCGAGGUCAACAGAAAGGCUUGGGGCGAGAGAGUAGCUAUAUGCGAGAAGGAAAAUGCCUCUGGCGAGGAAGGCGAGAAGAUCGUUGGGGAAGAACUCGCCGAAGUCACAGUACGAAGAUGGUUUGUCAAGGAAAGCUACGAUGGAGGCGACAUGGAGAAGGAGUGCGAAAGGGUCAAGCAGAUGGUCAUCAACAACAGUCUGGAAGGAUUUAGAAAGAGCGUGGAGGCACUGUGCGACUACAACUUCCAGCCGCACAUGAAGAGUGGAAAAGUAAAGGGUGUGUUUGUGGUUGGCAGUGGAGACGGAGUUCUGCCAAAGACUAUGAAAGAGAUGGCUGCCAGAUACGGCAGCGAUGGCGCCGAGUGCGUCGAGAUUUCAGGAGCCGGCCAUCUGCCCAUGGUGGAAAAGCCUGACCAAGUGGCAGAUGUGCUGGGCAAGCUGGUGUCUUCUUCGUAG
Aureobasidium namibiae CBS 147.97 is the source of this 1662-nucleotide messenger RNA. RefSeq names its product alpha/beta hydrolase. The transcript has a single exon. The record is from RefSeq and is a predicted model, not a curated record. The coding region runs from base 1 to 1662 and encodes 553 amino acids. Lineage: Eukaryota; Fungi; Ascomycota; Dothideomycetes; Dothideales; Saccotheciaceae.